UUUUUUUUUUGAAGAAUAAGUGUUUCUAAGGCAGCAAAAAUCACAAAUAUACCAAGAAGCACAGCGUACGAGUUAAAAAAAAAAACCAUGGAAUCAAAGUGAUGGAACAGUUUACCUCUCAGGUUAUUUUAAAAAAAAAUCAAAAGCCAAACCUGAUAUAACACUCCCCCGUAAUACAAAACUAAAGACAGUGCAUACAAUGUAUCUGAUCGAACAGGUAAAUCUAAACGCUAAUGAUUCGACGAAACUACUUUGUUCUAAACUUGAAGAAUUAUCGAUUUCUAACUCUGCGGUAAGAAACCAUAUGGUAAACCAACUGCAAGCUUUCUCUCAAAAAUACCAAGCUAUACAAUCUUUGGAAAAGAUUCUGAUAAAACAGUAAAAUUACGAUAUGAUUUUAAUAUUGCUAGUACAUAUUAUAUGACAAACUGUGUUUUUGUAGACAAAGAUGGCUUCAAUACUCAUCAAACAAUAAUUCAUCACUGGUACAAAGUAGGUGUACCUGUUGUUGCCAAGUUGCCAAAAAAAAAAAAUGAAGGUGUCAAUAUAUCUAUUAUCGGAUGCAUUUCCUCAUGGAGAAUUAUAAAUUUUUAUAAAGUGGAUCCACUCAAACCAAAUGAUGCGGAGAAGAUUGAAAAGGAGUUUCCUUUACCUGACAAUAAGAAAAAGAAAAGGAGAAGAUAAAAACAGGACACCAAAAAGAAAAAUAAAUAAAGAUACGACUGCCUAUCAUGUUGUAAAAUUCAUUGAGCAAACCAUGGAUAUACUGGAUCAGCAAGGAAAACAUAGUGUUUGCAUUGUUAUGAAUAACUGCAGGAUUUCAUCAUUCAUAAUUUGUUACAGAAAAUAUAAAUAAAUGUGGUUAUAGGCCCUUAUUUAUGCCCAUCUUAUUUGCCUUUAUUAAAUCCUAUUGAAGAAUGCAUCCUUUAUCAGAGAAUGACCAAUUAACUCGAAGGAUAGCGACUGUUUGUAAAACGGUCUCAGUAGAAGAUUGCCAAGGACAGGUCAGGUAUUCAGUAAGCUUUUGGACCGCUGUCUGGUUAAAGAGCAUAUUCUUUCCUGAAUAUAGUUUAAAAUAAAAUCUGAUUUUUUUUUUAUCAAGCACAUGUCUAAAUAAAAUUUUUAUAUGACCAAGUAUUUGUCCAAAUUAAGUUAAAAAGAAA
Cokeromyces recurvatus is the source of this 1163-nucleotide messenger RNA. RefSeq lists its product as uncharacterized. The coding region runs from base 421 to 684 and encodes 87 amino acids. The record is from RefSeq and is a predicted model, not a curated record. Lineage: Eukaryota; Fungi; Mucoromycota; Mucoromycetes; Mucorales; Mucoraceae. The transcript has a single exon.